AUGCCAGCCACAAUCGAUCACACUGCAUAUCCCUACCUCAUCGACCUCAUCAUCGAUAACUCGCAUGUGGACGCACUCCUCAAGCUCCGCGCAACAUCCAAGAGCUUCCGCGACCGCCUCACCACCCUGCUGUACACCCACGUUCUGGUCGGGAACGGAUACACCAACGACCCGUUCAGCGACAAUCUCCUCGUCCUCAAGCGUCCAUCCUCCCGUCCCCUGAUCUAUCGUGAACUUGGCGACGUUUACUCGCCUCCCUAUCUGCCCUUCCUCCGGGAUCCAGUCCAAAUACUAGAUCGCGAACUCACCGGCUUCUACACCCCCCGACCCGAAGACAGCUACCCUUUCGACAAGAUUCGCGGGUUCACCAAUGUCACCACUGUGCGACGUCUGGGGGCCCAUACCCUCUCCACCAUUGGCGACUUUCCUUUCGGCGCGCCCGGCAUCAGGUGCGUAGACUAUUUGACGACCGAGGGACUCGUCCACAAUGAGCCAUACUCGAUCAACUUCAUCCCUGCGGUAGCUGUCUACAUUCUGCAUCUCCAGUGGGAUCCAGACAUUGAGACAAGCAUGGACUUCUUCUUCUAUGGCCCAAACUCCCACCGUUAG
Vanrija pseudolonga is the source of this 609-nucleotide messenger RNA. RefSeq lists its product as uncharacterized. The record is from RefSeq and is a predicted model, not a curated record. Bases 1 to 609 code for a protein of 202 amino acids. Lineage: Eukaryota; Fungi; Basidiomycota; Tremellomycetes; Trichosporonales; Trichosporonaceae. The transcript has a single exon.